GAAGCAGAGGAGGAAGGAGAGAAAAGGUGGAGGUGGAGGUGGCCGCAGGCUGAGUCGCGGCCGGGAUGUCCGGGCAGCAACCGCCGCCGCCGCCGCCGCCGCAGCAGCAGCAACAACAACAGCAGCUGCCGCCGCCGCCACCACCGGCGGCUGUGGCCCCCGUCUCCGGAGUCGUUCUGCCGGCGCCCCCAGCCGUCAGCGCUGGCUCCUCUCCGGCCAGCUCGCCCGGCGGAGGCGCGGGCGGCAGCGCCGGCUUGGGGGCCGCUGCAGCCGCCCUGCUCCUCCAUCCGCCGCCGCCGCCGCCACCCCCGGCCACCGCGGCCCCGCCGCCGCCACCCCCGCCCCCUGCUUCCACAGCUGCCCCAGCUAGCGCGCCCCCCGCACCUCCAGGCCUCGCUGUGAGCUCCAGUCCGGCCGGAGGCGGCCUGGCCCCAGCCCUGGCGGCCGGCAGCAUCGCCGCAGCCCCCUUUCCGCACGGGGACUCGGCCCUGAACGAGCAGGAGAAGGAGUUGCAGCGGCGACUGAAGCGUCUCUACCCGGCUGUGGACGAGCAGGAGACGCCGCUACCUCGGUCCUGGAGCCCGAAGGACAAGUUCAGCUACAUCGGCCUCUCUCAGAACAACCUGCGAGUGCACUACAAAGGUCAUGGCAAAACCCCAAAAGAUGCAGCAUCUGUUCGUGCCACACAUCCAAUACCAGCAGCCUGUGGGAUUUAUUAUUUUGAAGUGAAAAUCGUCAGUAAAGGAAGAGAUGGGUACAUGGGAAUUGGUUUAUCUGCUCAAGGAGUGAACAUGAAUAGACUACCAGGUUGGGAUAAACAUUCAUAUGGUUACCAUGGGGAUGAUGGACAUUCAUUUUGUUCUUCUGGAACGGGACAACCUUAUGGACCAACUUUUACUACUGGUGAUGUCAUUGGCUGUUGUGUUAACCUUAUCAACAAUACCUGCUUCUACACCAAGAAUGGACAUAGUUUAGGUAUUGCUUUCACCGACCUACCGCCAAAUCUGUAUCCUACUGUGGGGCUGCAGACACCAGGAGAAGUAGUUGAUGCCAAUUUUGGGCAACAUCCAUUUGUGUUUGAUAUUGAGGACUACAUGCGUGAAUGGAGAACCAAAAUCCAGGCACAGAUAGACCGGUUUCCUAUUGGAGAUCGAGAAGGGGAAUGGCAGACCAUGAUACAAAAAAUGGUUUCAUCUUAUUUAGUCCACCAUGGGUACUGUGCCACAGCAGAGGCCUUUGCCAGAUCUACAGACCAGACCGUACUAGAAGAAUUAGCUUCCAUUAAGAAUAGACAAAGAAUUCAGAAAUUGGUGUUAGCAGGAAGAAUGGGAGAAGCCAUUGAAACAACACAACAGUUAUACCCAAGUUUACUUGAAAGAAAUCCUAAUCUCCUUUUUACAUUAAAAGUACGUCAGUUUAUAGAAAUGGUGAAUGGUACAGAUAGUGAAGUGCGAUGUUUGGGAGGCCGAAGUCCAAAAUCUCAAGACAGUUAUCCUGUUAGUCCUCGACCUUUUAGUAGUCCAAGUAUGAGCCCUAGCCAUGGAAUGAAUAUUCACAAUUUAGCAUCAGGCAAAGGAAGUACUGCACAUUUUUCUGGUUUUGAAAGUUGUAGUAAUGGUGUAAUAUCAAAUAAAGCACAUCAAUCAUAUUGCCAUAGUAAACACCAGUCAUCCAAUUUGAAUGUACCGGAAUUGAACAGCAUAAAUAUGUCAAGAUCACAGCAAGUUAAUAACUUCACUAGUAAUGAUGUAGACAUGGAAACAGAUCACUGCUCCAAUGGAGUUGGAGAAACUUCAUCCAAUGGUUUCCUAAAUGGUAGCUCUAAACAUGACCACGAAAUGGAAGAUUGUGACGCCGAAAUGGAAGUUGAUUCCAGUCAAUUGAGACGCCAGUUGUGUGGAGGAAGUCAAGCCGCCAUAGAAAGAAUGAUCCACUUUGGAAGAGAGCUGCAAGCAAUGAGUGAACAACUAAGGCGAGAAUGUGGCAAGAACACAGCAAAUAAAAAAAUGUUGAAGGAUGCAUUCAGUUUGCUAGCUUACUCAGAUCCUUGGAACAGCCCAGUUGGAAAUCAGCUUGACCCAAUUCAGAGAGAACCUGUGUGCUCAGCUCUUAACAGUGCAAUAUUAGAAACUCACAAUCUGCCAAAGCAACCUCCACUUGCCCUAGCAAUGGGACAGGCCACACAGUGUCUAGGACUGAUGGCUCGGUCAGGAAUCGGAUCCUGCGCGUUUGCCACAGUGGAAGACUACCUACAUUAGCUAUGCAUUAAAGGAGCUCAAACUUAUAUUGUGGCAUAUAGGCAACAUGGAAGUAGACCAGCUCUGCUGAUUGGAAAUUUAGAUUUUUUAAUUAUGUACUGGGGACAGGUUUUUGUCGCUUUACAUUGCUUCCUAGUUUACAGCAUGAUGCAAAUGAUUUUCUAACUUAGUGUUAGGAGAAAUUAUUUUCCAUCUUAUAACCUCUUAGUUGUCUAAGAGUUUAAUAUUACUGAAUUUCAGACGUUCAAAUUGAUCAUCACAAAUCCUUUAAAACAAUUACCUAAAAGAAACCAAAAAAUCCUGCCGCGUUUGUGGGGGGGAGACGGGGUAAGGAAAUGGAACAAGUUGUGUUUGUGUUAGCAUGUGGGUGAUGUAAACUUCAAAUUGGGAGAUGUUCCGACCCCCACUUCCAUAUAUUCAAUCAGUGUAACUUGCAAAAUGCAUAAACAUCCGACAGUUUGAAUUUAUAGUGUUGAUGGAAGAAAUCAUUUUUAAUGUGUACUGUAAAACUUGAAAUACUCAGGAGCUGAGUGAACAUGUUUGUUGCUACUUACAAUCCCGACCUGUUAGUCCCAGUAGUUUUGUUUUAACAUGGUCUUUUUCAGCUUUGUUUCCUGUUUAACUACAGAUGACUUCUGUUGUAGACUCACAAGUUUAACUGUUGUAUUAUAACAGUAUUACCUGUCAACAGUGUGGUUAUGACCUUUAUUUAUAUAAAAACCAAAUAUUUAGUCAAUUUACCGUGUCUUAAUUUAAUCUUUGUACACCUUCCAUUUUUAAGUGCUUAAAUGAGUACUAUAUUGCAAUAAAAAUGUAGUGAUAUAAUUAACCAGCCAUUAAAAAUUUACUUCUACAGA
Messenger RNA from Orycteropus afer afer, 3115 nucleotides. It is a transcript of the gene RANBP9, whose product is annotated as RAN binding protein 9. Gene Ontology annotation, molecular function: protein binding. The record is from RefSeq and is a predicted model, not a curated record. Lineage: Eukaryota; Metazoa; Chordata; Mammalia; Tubulidentata; Orycteropodidae. Gene Ontology annotation, cellular component: cytoplasm. Gene Ontology annotation, biological process: cytoskeleton organization; cell surface receptor signaling pathway.